AUGCUCUCCCGGUCCAUCUCCCGCCAGUCACAAGCUCUCCGAGCUGCGACGAGGCGUCCUGCCUUUGCCGGCCAUGCCCGCCUCCUCUCCUCCACCGUGCCCCGACGCGCCAACGACCAGUUGAACAAGGUCUCGGCCAACAUCACGCAGCCCAAGUCCCAGGGUGCCUCCCAGGCUAUGCUCUACGCCACCGGCCUCACCGAGGAGGACAUGAACAAGGCCCAGGUCGGCAUCUCGUCCGUUUGGUACGAGGGCAACCCCUGCAACAUGCACCUGCUCGACCUGUCCAACAUCGUCCGCAAGUCGGUCAAGGACGCCGGCCUGAUCCCUUACCAGUUCAACACCAUCGGCGUCUCGGACGGUAUCAGCAUGGGCACAAAGGGCAUGCGCUACUCGCUGCAGUCGCGUGAGAUUAUUGCCGACUCCAUCGAGACCGUCAUGAACGGCCAGUGGUACGACGCAAACGUCUCCCUGCCCGGCUGCGACAAGAACAUGCCCGGUGUCGCCAUCGCCAUGGGCCGCGUCAACCGCCCCAGCAUCAUGGUCUACGGUGGCACCAUCCAGCCCGGCUGCAGCAAGAGCGGCGAGUCCAUCGACAUCGUCUCCGCCUUCCAGGCCUACGGCCAGUACAUCACCGGCGAGAUCACCGAGGAGGAGCGCUUCGACAUCAUCCGCAACGCCUGCCCCGGCAGCGGUGCCUGCGGAGGCAUGUACACGGCCAACACCAUGGCCACCGCCAUCGAGACGCUCGGCCUGACCAUGCCCGGCAGCAGCAGCAGCCCCGCCGAGGACGCGAGCAAGAAGGCCGAGUGCGAGGGCAUUGGUGCCGCCAUCAAGAACAUCCUCAAGGAGGACAUCCGCCCGCGCGACAUCAUGACGCGCCAGGCCUUUGAGAACGCCAUGAUCGUCGUCAACAUCCUGGGAGGCAGCACCAACGCCGUGCUCCAUCUCCUGGCCAUUGCCGACUCUGUCGGCAUCAAGCUCACCGUUGACGACUUCCAGGCCGUCUCCGACCGCACCCCCUUCCUGGCUGACCUGAAGCCCUCCGGAAAGUACGUCAUGGCCGACAUGCACCGCAUCGGCGGCACCCCCGGCCUGCUCAAGUUCCUCCUCAAGGAGGGCCUGAUUGACGGCUCCGGUAUCACCGUCACCGGCAAGACGAUGAAGGAGAACGUCGAGAACAUGCCCGCUUUCCCCGCCGAUCAGGAGAUCAUCCGCCCCUUCAGCAACCCCAUCAAGCCCUCGGGCCACAUCCAGAUCCUGCGCGGCCAGCUCGCGCCCGGCGGCUCUGUCGGCAAGAUCACGGGCAAGGAGGGCCUGCGCUUCGAGGGCAAGGCGCGCGUGUUCGACGAGGAGGACGCCUUCAUCGCGGCGCUCGAGCGCGACGAGAUCAAGAAGGGCGAGAAGACGGUCGUCAUCAUCCGCUACGAGGGCCCCAAGGGCGGCCCCGGCAUGCCCGAGAUGCUGAAGCCCAGCUCCGCCAUCAUGGGCGCUGGUCUCGGCAAGGACGUUGCGCUGCUGACGGACGGCCGCUUCUCCGGCGGUAGCCACGGCUUCCUGAUCGGCCACAUCGUGCCCGAGGCCAUGGAGGGCGGCCCCAUUGGUCUGGUGCAGGACGGCGACGUCAUCACCAUUGACGCGGAGAAGAGAGUCAUCGACACCAACGUCUCGGACGAGGAGAUGGCGAGACGGAAAGCCGAGUGGAAGGCGCCGCCCCUCAAGUACAGCAAGGGUACCCUGAAGAAGUACUCGGCCCUCGUCAGCGACGCCAGCUCGGGAUGCGUGACGGACGGCAAGAUCUAA
Molecule: messenger RNA, 1803 nt
Organism: Colletotrichum spaethianum
Lineage: Eukaryota; Fungi; Ascomycota; Sordariomycetes; Glomerellales; Glomerellaceae
Product: putative dioxygenase
Exons: 2
Coding region: 1-1803 (600 amino acids)
Biological process (GO): branched-chain amino acid biosynthetic process
Cellular component (GO): mitochondrion
Molecular function (GO): dihydroxy-acid dehydratase activity
Source: RefSeq, a predicted model, not a curated record